Molecule: messenger RNA, 2394 nt
Organism: Castor canadensis (American beaver)
Lineage: Eukaryota; Metazoa; Chordata; Mammalia; Rodentia; Castoridae
Gene: Tpra1
Product: transmembrane protein adipocyte associated 1
Biological process (GO): G protein-coupled receptor signaling pathway
Cellular component (GO): plasma membrane
Molecular function (GO): G protein-coupled receptor activity
Source: RefSeq, a predicted model, not a curated record
CCAAGAUAAUAAGGUAGAAAAUACCUAUUAUCUGUUGUGUGAUAGUCUGCGAGCAGCCAGGACAGCUUCUUUCUUACUGCUUUGUAAUCCUCAAUACGUGCUUUUGAUCUCAUGCUGCUCUUGCUCCCACAUCACAUCCAUAUUCUAGCUGAUGGGAAGGAAGAAUGGUAUAACCUGAAACUGGCAAACUUCACUGUGCGUGUCAUGGUGCGUAGAACUCAGCCACAUGGCCACACCCUCCUGCAAACUAAAGUCCAUGGUUCUUCUGUCCAAGGAAAGGGUGGGUGUGGGGAGCCCACAGUCACUGCUGUGGUCUUUUCUUAGUACCUGUCUCUGGAAUUGCUCCUUAUGUAUGGGGCCUCCUGCCUGCUCACCUGCCCUCUCUGGAGGGAAGGCCCCUCAAGGGCAGGGCCUUGCCUGCCUGUUUCCUGCCCAGUCAAGACACUGGGCUGUGUCUGGUGUGUAGCAGGUGUUCUAAGUCUAGGGAAAGAGCAUGGGGGUGGAGUGGGGGAAGGGCGGUGGCUUGUUCUCUCCCAGUGGUGAGGCCCAGGAUACCAGGUGCCACUCAUGCAUCACCCUCCUCCGUGUCCCCACUGUACAAGCAGAGGCGUGGGCUCUCCAGUGGAAGAAAGGACAAGAGGUCUGAGCCCCUUAGGAGUUUUCCUGUUCCUUUCCGCAGAAGUGGCCCUAGCAUAGCAGGUCAUGGCCCAGACGGUGUUGAGAAUGUCCCUAAAACUCCUGCUGCUGCUCAGGGAUGGUGUUGGUGACAGCGCACAGAGCUCCUGUAUUGGUGUGGGUCUAGUGGACAGAGCACAGAGCUGGCAGGCCCUCAGGACCGAGGAGUCAAACUUACUUUACUCUGAGGAGUUGUUGGAGUAAAGCUUACUGGGGGGCCAGCAGCCGGCAGGAUGGACACCCUGCAGGAGGCGAUCUGGGGUAACCAGAGCACAGUGUCACCCCCACCCUUGGCGCCAAACAUCAGCGUGCCUCACCGCUGCCUGCUGCUACUCUACCAGGGCAUCGGCACCUCCAGGGUUCGGUACUGGGACCUCCUGCUGCUCGUCCCCAACGUGCUCUUCUUCAUCUUCCUACUCUGGAAGCUUCCAUUUGCUCGAGCCAAGAUCCGUGUCACCUCCAGCCCCAUUUUCAUCACCUUCUAUAUCCUGGUGUUCGUGGUGGCCCUGGUGGGUAUUGCCCGGGCAGUGGUGUCCAUGACGGUCAGUGCCUCAGAUGCGGCAACAGUAGCUGACAAGAUCCUGUGGGAGAUCACUCGCUUCUUCCUGCUGGCCAUCGAGCUGAGUGUGGUCAUCCUGGGCCUGGCCUUCGGUCACCUGGAGAGCAAGUCCAGCAUCAAGCGGGUGCUAGCCAUCACCACAGUGUUAUCGCUGGCCUACUCUGUCACCCAGGGGACCCUGGAAAUCCUGUACCCCGACUCCCACCUCUCGGCUGAGGACUUCAACAUCUACGGGCACGGGGGCCGCCAGUUCUGGCUGGUCAGCUCCUGCUUCUUCUUCCUGGUCUACUCACUGGUGGUGGUCCUCCCCAAGACCCCGCUGAAGGACCGCAUCUCCCUGCCCUCACGGAGGAGCUUCUAUGUGUACGCGGGCAUCCUGGCGCUGCUCAACCUGCUGCAGGGGCUGGGGAGCGCGCUGCUGUGCGCCGACGUCAUCGUGGGGCUGUGCUGCGUGGACGCCACCACCUUCCUCUACUUCAGCUUCUUUGCUCCGCUCAUCUACGUAGCCUUCCUCCGCGGCUUCUUUGGCUCGGAGCCCAAGAUCCUUUUCUCCUACAAGUGUCAAGUGGAUGAGACCGAGGAACCUGAUGUGCACCUGCCACAGCCGUACGCUGUGGCCCGGAGGGAGGGCAUGGAAGCCACGGGGGCCACCGGGGCCUCAACCUCGUGCUACUCGAGCACGCAGUUUGAUUCAGCUGGAGUUGCCUACCUGGACGAUAUCGCAUCCAUGCCCUGCCACACAGGCAGCAUCAACAGCACGGACAGUGAGCGCUGGAGGCCAUCAGUGCCUGAGAGGGCCUCCAAGGACAGACUGACUCCCAGGCAGAGCUGAGCAGGCUUUGGGAGACCAGCUGUGGAUAGCAGUCUUGGGCAGGCCUUCCCUGCACCUCAAGUCUGCAGGCCUCUCCUGUUCUCAGGCCCCCAGUGCCCCUUGGCCACCUGUGCUCCAGCUGGGAGCCCCCUCCCUUCCCAUCUGCCCUGGUCCUGCUCAGUGCCAUGGUCCCAACUCCCAUCUCCCAGGCCACAGCCUUGGCACCCAGGUCAGGUUCUGUGCUCUUCUCCUCUCUACCCCCUCACCACAGCACAUAGGCCCCGUCAGGACCUACCACCGGGGACAGGCUGCAGCGUGUACAUUUUCUUGAUCUAUUUUUUAAUAAAAA